Molecule: messenger RNA, 4720 nt
Organism: Tilletiaria anomala UBC 951
Lineage: Eukaryota; Fungi; Basidiomycota; Exobasidiomycetes; Georgefischeriales; Tilletiariaceae
Product: RecF/RecN/SMC protein
Exons: 9
Coding region: 143-4633 (1496 amino acids)
Biological process (GO): mitotic chromosome condensation
Cellular component (GO): chromosome
Molecular function (GO): protein binding; ATP binding
Source: RefSeq, a predicted model, not a curated record
GUUUUGACGCACACAGACGUAGUUCACAGAUCAUCCAGACCACUCUUGAUCUGACUGCAUUGGGGUAACGCUCUCUAGCCAGCCCAUGCGAAUAAGGCCGCAAGGUCUGCUGCCACAUUAGUACCGGCUGAAUCAAGAAAACAUGGCACCACGCAGAGCAGCAGCAGCAUCGGCCAAAGCACGACUGGCCGCAACCGCCGGUGACGACGAGGCCGGCAAGGAUGGGAGCGACAUUGAGAACGACGUAGCUGUCGCCGCCGCAAAGAAGGUACGCUCCAGAGCUCCCCGACGCACAGUGUCGGGCGCUUCCCAGACCAGUUCGCGGUCCAUGAGGAGGUCAGCAUCUGUCGAGGCAGACGAAGACGAAGUCGAGGGCGAGCAAGAUGAGCCUGUGCUGCGAAGAAAAGCACGAGUACCAGCUCGCAAGGCUGUGCCCGCCAGGUCCAGGACCAAGCGCACAGUGUCAUACGCCGAAGAAGAUAAGGCUGACGAAGAUGAAAGUGAGGCGGGUACCACGGAAGACAUAACAGAUGAGCAGAAGGAAUCUUUGGCACCAGAGCAACCAGCGGCAAGCGCAAUUGAAUCUACAGGCGACGGCGUGGCUGCCAACACGGAAGUAGGUAAGCCAGGAGACUUGAUCAGCAUCUCCGUCGAUGACAGCACAGUAGAGGCCGAGCCCGAAGACGGCGAUAUGACGACUCAGCAAGCCACGCCACAAGCCCGCAAGGUUGGUCUACCCGAAGUAAACACGCCGCUCGUAUCCAGAGUGCCGCACACACCUAGCGCACCUGCCCCUGCCCCUACCGAAGCCAAGACUCGUCUGAUCAUUCACAAGAUGGUCUUGCAAGACUUCAAAUCGUACGCUGGUAGACAAGAGAUUGGUCCCUUCCACAAGUCUUUCUCUGCUGUCGUCGGUCCUAACGGGAGUGGGAAGUCCAAUGUUAUCGAUUCACUCCUAUUCGUCUUUGGCUGGAGGGCAAACAAGAUGCGGCAAGGCAAGCUCAGCGAGCUCAUCCACAACAGUGCUAGCAAGCAAAGCCUGCCUAGCUGUACGGUCGAAGUUUGGUUCCGAGAGAUCGAGGAUCUGCCUGGCCCAGAUGCCUUCCGCGUCGUUCCAGGCUCAAAGCUCGUCGUCGCACGCACGGCCUUCCGCAACAACACAUCUGUCUACACGAUCAACUCGCGCAAGUCCACCUUCACUGAAGUGACGACUCUGCUCAAGGGUAGGGGUAUCGAUCUUGAUCACAAGCGGUUCCUUAUUCUGCAGGGCGAGGUUGAAUCGAUUGCUCAAAUGCCUCCCAAGGGAAAGACAGAGCAUGAAGAGGGCUUGCUGGAAUACUUGGAGGAUAUCAUCGGCACGAGUGAGCUUAAGGUGCCAAUCGAGGAAGCAGCGGUCAAGGUGGACGAAUGCAACGAACAGCGAUCCGUCAAGCUCGAGAGGCUCAAGUUCGUUCAAAAGGAAAAGCAAUCUCUGGAGAACAAGAAGAAGGAAGCGGAAGAAUACCUUCGUGAUCAAAAUGAACUCACGCAGCGCCAGUCCGCACUGUGGCAAGUCUACAUGAUGGAGUGUCGCAAGCAGAUGGCUGUGGCGUCUGCCGCGAUCGAAAAGCUUCAGGGCCGGCUCGAGCAAGAGACAGAGAAGCAUUCUGGUGCAAAGGGUGAAGUCGAAGAGCUCACAGCUGAGCUUACGGUCGUCACGCAAGAGUAUCAAGACGCAAAGCAGGAGUUGGACAAGGUGUCAAAGGAAUUGGCCAAGUUCGAGAAAGCCAGCUUGCAGUCUGGAGAGAAAAAGAAGCACAUCGAAGCAAAGGCCAAGAAACUCGAAAAAUCCAUUGCGGAAAGCAAGCGAGCAAUUUCAGAUGCUCGUGCAACGGCCAGGAAUUCUGGAGAGGAAGCGCAGAAGCUCAGAAGCGAAAUGCUCCAGUUGGAAGAAUCUCUUGAGAGGGAGGAGGUCGCACUUGAGGCUGUUCGCGAGGGACUCAAGGACAAGACACAGGGCUUCACUGCCGAAAUUGAGAAGAAGCAGAGAGAGCUGCAACCUUGGACAGCCAAGUUGACAGCGCAGAACAAUGCACGUGGCUUAGCAGUCGAAGAGCGUACCCUGCUUUCCAGCCGAGAAGAGCAGCACAAGGAGCGCAUCGAAGCCGCUGGCUUAAGUUUGCGGGAGCUUGGCGCCGAGACUGAAACUCAGUGCGACGCGAUCGAGGCUUUCCGCAAAGAGAAGGCAGAUAUUGGCGCCAAGCUCGCUGAUGCCGAAAAGCAGCUUGAGCGCAUGCGAAUAGAGGAACAGAAGCUUCGAUCCGCAGCCGCCGCUGCGCGGUCGAAAGCUGAAGAAGCUAAAAACGCGUCCGCGAACGAGAAGAAUCGCAGCCAGGUACUUAACAGCCUCAAUCGUCAAGCUGAACUUGGCAUGAUCAAAGGAUACCAUGGUCGCCUUGGCAGCCUUGGCGCCAUUGACGAGAAGUACGACAUCGCUAUCAGCACAGCGUGUCCAGGCCUGGAGAGCAUUGUCGUGGACAGUGUUGAGAGCGCUCAGGCUUGCAUUGAGCAUUUACGCAAGAACAACCUUGGUCGUGCCAACUUCAUCUCCCUCGACAAGCUGGAAAAAGGACCUGUAUUAAGGGUGCAGACGCCAGAGAAUGCACCCCGCCUGUUCGAUCUCGUGCAGGCUAAGUCGGACGUAUACGCACGCGCUUUCUACCAUCAGCUCAGAGACACACUCGUCGCUUCAGACCCAACGCAAGCGAGCCGCAUCGCAUACGGUGCCACGAGGUGGCGCGUGGUCACCCUCGCGGGCCAACUGAUCGACAAGAGCGGUGCCAUGUCCGGUGGGGGCUCCAAGGUGUGUCAGGGUGCCAUGAGCUCCAAGCUGCAAGGGGAGCAAAUCUCGCCAGAGAAGCUAGCUCGCCUGGAGAAAGAGCGCGAUCUAGCUGAAGAGCAACUCCGUGGUCACGUCAAGGCGAUCCACGAAGUGCAAGAGAUGGCAGAGCGAUAUCGGACGCGGGCCCCUCAAAUUGACGUGGACAUCGACACGGCGACAAUGGCGAUCGAAAUCAGCAAGCAGAGGCGCAAAGAGUCCGAGAAGCAGCUGCAAAGGUUGAGAUCUGAAGCAGAACCCGACGCAGCAGAGGCAGCUCGGAUCGCCGCACUGGAUCAGGUCAUCGCCAAGGCCGACUCAGAGAUCGAGAAACUGUCUGGAAAGACGGCUUCCAUUGAGUCGGCGAUUGAAGCUUUGCAAGAGAAAAUUCUCGAAGUCGGAGGCAUCGAGUUGCGAGCGCAGAAAAGCAAGGUUGAUGGUAUUGUGCAAAUGAUCGAGCUGAACACAGAAAGGAUCACGAAAGCGGAAGUGGGUAAGGUCAAAGCCGAGAAAGAUAUGGCCAAGGCCGAAGGCUUGGUGGCCGAGCUGGAAACAAGUCUGCAGAGCCUUGAAGCUGAUCUGCAAGAAAUUGGUGCAGAGGUAAAGGGCACUGGCAAAGAAGCGAACGCUGUGCAGGCCGCCGUGGACGACGCACGUCAUCUGGUAGCAGAGAAGCAAAACCAGUGUGAAACCUUGCAAGAGCAGAUCGAGGCCCACUCUGAUUCCAUGAAUGCCUUCCGCGCCAUUGAGAUGGAGAUCAAGCAAAAACUGGAAGACAAUGAGCGUUCACUCGCUGACAACAGCAAGCGUCUCGCACAUUGGACUGACAGGCAUGCAUCCCUCGUUCUUCACGAGCUGGACGACUCGGAGGACGCCAAAGAUGAGGAGGCGGAUGUCGCACUUGAGCUCGUCACAUAUCCAGAAGAUGAUCUCGUCGCGAUUGACAAGGAGAGCAUCAAAGCUGAGAUUGUUCUUUAUGAAGAGCGUUUGUCCAAGGGACACGGUAACCUAUCGAUUCUUGAAGAGUAUCGCAAGCGAGAACAAGAUUUCCUUAAGCAAGCUCGCGAGCUUGAGGCAACGACGCAUGCCCGAGACAACGCCAAGGAGCAGUACGACGAGCUGCGCAAGGAACGCUUGGAACGCUUCAUGGCCGGCUUUACGGUCAUUUCUAGUAAGCUCAAGGAGAUGUACCAGACGAUCACCCUAGGCGGAAACGCAGAGUUGGAGUUGGUCGACAGCUUGGAUCCCUUCAGCGAAGGCAUCAUCUUCAGCGUCAUGCCGCCGAAGAAGAGCUGGAGGAAUAUCAGCAACCUGUCAGGAGGAGAGAAGACCUUGAGCAGUCUGGCGCUAGUGUUCGCGCUUCACGCUUUCAAGCCGACUCCGCUUUAUGUGAUGGAUGAGAUCGACGCUGCCCUUGAUUUCCGAAAUGUCUCGAUCGUCGCCAACCUCAUCAAAGAGCGAACGAAGAACGCGCAAUUCGUGAUCAUUUCUCUGCGCAACAACAUGUUUGAGCUAGCCUCCCGUCUCGUUGGUAUCUACAAGACAUCUUCAAUGACCAAGAGCUUGACGAUCGAGAACAAGGACAUCAACCUUAUCGGGCGGUCGCAGCAGCCACGAGCAAGUCAUCAGGCCCAUAAUUCGCAAGGACGAAGCCUACCAAAGAGCUCAACGCCCUCCAGUGCUGCUCCUACACCUUCUAAGAAAGGCGCAAAUAUGAGCUUUAACGAAAGCGACAUGCUGGCCACGCCCUUAGCCGUGCGUCACAACUUGCAGUAGCUAGAACGUGUAUUUCUUUCCGGUCGUCAGGAUAAGUGCCACGAUAAUUGCGUGUAAUUUAUGACUUGUACGAAAAGGAGAAUGCCC